Anopheles coustani is the source of this 4253-nucleotide messenger RNA. RefSeq names its product kinesin-like protein Klp10A (gene Klp10A). The coding region runs from base 277 to 2565 and encodes 762 amino acids. The transcript is spliced from 11 exons. The record is from RefSeq and is a predicted model, not a curated record. Gene Ontology annotation, biological process: microtubule-based movement. Gene Ontology annotation, molecular function: ATP binding; microtubule binding; microtubule motor activity. NCBI's taxonomy places the organism in Eukaryota, Metazoa, Arthropoda, Insecta, Diptera, Culicidae.
CCCGACACAACCGGUGGCCGCAAAAUUUCCGUCGAGCAAAUAGCGUGUGUGUGACGGACCCUCCAAAUUCCAAGAUCUGCGCCACGGUGCUGACGGCCUCUGCUGCACCGCAGCGAAGCAUCCAGUUGUUGGCUCCCAUCACUGCACUCUACCACCCCGCUGAGAGUGCCUUCGUGGGGCAAUAAAAUCGUAUAUUUUUUGUUAUUUUAAAAAUUUUGUUUUGUGUUUAUAUUUCACUGCUGGUUUUGGUGCUUCGUUCGAAAGACGUUUCGCACGAUGGAGUUUUUCAGAAAAGGAAGCAUCAUCAACAUCAUGCGUAGCGAUGGUCGCGUACACACGGCGAUGGUGUCGCGGUUCCACGAGGCCACCCGCUCGGUGACCGUCGAGUGGUACGAGCGGGGCGAAUCGAAGGGCAAGGAGAUCGAGCUGGACACGCUGCUCGAGCUGAACAAGGUGGACAUACCGCCGGCCACACCGCGAGAGUCCCAGGCGGGGGACGAGGAUUCCGCCCAGGCUCCCGCCAGUUUGUCACGUAACGCAACCCACGCGGCGAUCCGCUUCAACAACCUGAUGGCGAAACGUGCCGAGGCGACGAAAGUUGGCCAGCCGAUGGCACCGCUCACGUCGGCCCUGAACCGGAUGAACAACGCAACGACCGCCGGCAGCCAGCAGCCCAAGCCAGUCAAGGCGGACCCACCACCGCAAACCACCGGAACGCGCAUCGCCAACAAUGCUCGGAACACCAUUGUCAACCCGCAGUUCGCACGGAGCUCGUUGCCAGGCAAGCGGGAAACGGCGGAGCAACCUGCCGAAACCAAAACACAGACAAAGCAACAGAGUAACGCGCGGAAUAUGCCGAUGCCGCCGAAGGUCCAUGUGAACGGUGCUGGCACCAACCCACCAGCCGAUGGCACGAACGCGAACAAUGCGGCCGUCGCCGGCUCGGUGUCGCGCCGGUCCUCGUGCGUAGUUACGGUCGGUAUGAUGGAGGAGAACCGGAAGCAACAGCGUGAUAUGUUCAAGGUGAUGCGCGAGAAAAAGAACGCACUGAUGAACCAGGACGGCGGCAACCCGAACUGGGAGUUCGCCAACAUGAUCCGCGAGUACCAGAACACGAUCGAUUUCCGGCCGCUGAUGGACGGGCAGCCAGUCGAGAACCAUCAGAUCACGGUGUGCGUGAGGAAGCGGCCGCUCAGUCAGAAGGAGCUGAUGCGCAAGGAAAUCGACGUAAUUUGCGUGCCGAAUAAGAACACGCUGAUCGUGCACGAACCGAAGACCAAGGUGGACCUGACGAAGUAUCUGGACAAUCAGAAGUUCCGGUUCGACUACACAUUCGAUGACACGUGCACGAACGAAACGGUCUAUACAUACACCGCCAAACCGCUUGUGCAGUCGGUAUUCGACGGUGCCAUGGCAACCUGCUUCGCGUACGGUCAGACCGGAUCUGGCAAGACGCACACCAUGGGCGGCAACUUCCAGGGACGCACGCAGGACAGCAAGAGCGGUAUAUACGCGCUCGCCGCCCGGGAUAUCUUCGAUUAUCUGCACAGUGCGAAGUAUAGCGUGAAGGACCUCGUGGUGUCAGCCAGCUUCUGCGAGAUUUACAGUGGCAAGGUCUUUGAUUUACUGGCUAACAAGCGUAAGCUUCGCGUGCUCGAAGACGGCAAGAAGGUGGUCCAGCUUGUCGGGCUGACGGAGAAGGAGGUCGACUCGGUCGAGGAGGUGCUGGCGAUCAUCAGCGGCGGUACGAGUGUGCGUACCUCCGGCCAAACGGCGGCCAACGCGAACUCGUCCCGAUCACACGCCAUUUUUUCGCUCACGCUGCGGCCGCGCGGCUCCAACAAGAUCCACGGUAAAUUCUCUUUCAUCGAUCUGGCGGGUAACGAGCGUGGAGCGGACACCUCAUCCGAGGACCGGCGCACGCGCAUGGAGAGCUCCGAGAUCAACAAGUCGCUGCUGACACUCAAGGAGUGCAUCCGGGCGCUCGGGCGCCAGAACUAUUUGCCGUUCCGCGGCAGCAUCCUCACGCAGGUGCUGCGCGACUCGUUCGUCGGCGAGAACAUCAAGACGUGCAUGAUAGCGAUGAUCGCACCGGGAAUGACGUCAUGCGAACACACACUUAACACCCUCCGAUACGCGCACCGCGCGAAGGAACUCGCCGUCAUCGACCCGUCCGAGCGCACCGACGAACCGAUGGAAAGCGACGAGCCACCGAACGGCACCGGUACGCUGGAAAUUGGCAACGGUCACCUGCAGCUCAGAACGCUCAACGAACACGAAAUGUCCAUGGAGAUGGCCAUAUCCGACCUACAGCAGAAGGAGGAAGAGGUGCUUGAUAACCACCAGCGGGUGAAUGAAUUCCUCGAAAAGUUUGUUCCCGAAUCAAAGGAUUUGUACAACAUGACGCUUACCGUUGAUUACGACCAGGAUGCAUACUGCAAACGAGGAGAGGAACUGUUCAACCAGCUGUCCGAAGUGGCAAAGUCCAUCAAGGACCUAAUAUCGGAACUGCGAACCAAGCUCGCGCAGGAGGAGAUGGUCUCGAAGACGAGCAAAACAAAAUGAGGCGCGUCCAGUACACUCGAGCUAACACCAGCGAACAAAAUUCUGCACCCCGUUAUGCCCUGACGAGCAGUUACUAACCACGCACGGGUUUCCGGGUUUUUCUCCUGUUUCCUCCCAUCCCUUAAUUUUAAGUGAAACUGCAGCGCAUUUUUUAACUUGUUUCGUAUACUAUCAUGGAUUUUGAACAUUUUUUUUGUAUUGUUGUAGUUGUAUUGUUUGUAUCCUGGGUUUUUCGUGAAACCGAGGGCUCUGUCACCCUUUUUUGUUAAUGUAUAACGUAUAUAAUGUAUAAAUGUUAAUGUAUGUUUUUCCUUCGGAGUCAAUGUUAUCUCCUAAUAAUGACAUGAAGCGACACAGGAGUAAGCAGGCAACAAAGCGAAAUAGUAUUCCACAAAAGUAUUCCCCAACAUACUGCAGUGCGACAGAAAAAAACGGAGAGCACAGUCGGGAAGCCUAACUACUGCAGUUUUCUUGAUAAGGCGCUGGCGCACUUAGCUAAGGCAGUUUCCUUGCUGAAACUGUGAACUGAGUUACGAUCUUAUCCUGAUCUUUAAGAGCCGAAAUGAGGCAGUCGAAUAUUGCCUUAUUAAAUUAGUCGCUUGGGUAUUCAGGCUAGAUAGUGUUUGUAUUACUUUCAGUUUUUGUUUAUGUUUUCCACACUUACGUGCUCAUUGUAGUCCACAAUAACGUGUUGCUUGGACAUGCUAGUCGAUGAACCUACAAGCGACUCAUGCUUCAGGGUGGUAAGGACGAUGGUAAGCCAUUGUAUGUUGAUUUGCUUUAUAUGGCUAUCGUUUGCGGGGGUCCGCGACAACCGAGCGGUAGUGCCGGUUAGAAAAUCGGUCCAUGAGACCGGACCCUCCCCUGUACGAGAGGACUGACUAUCCACGUACAACAGGGAAACAAGUCUCGUAAGCCCUUAACGGGCAGGCAUGACCAAAAGGUCGUUACGCCAAGAAGAAGAAGUAGGUUAUCGUUUGCAGUUUUUUCAGUAUCUUAAAUCACAUUAUGAUUGUGCUCCCAUGCUGAUUCGGUCGAUUUUUUUUGUGCUACGCUUUGCAUUUGCCAAACGCACAGCCCGGGACAAUUUUUGUUUUGUUUUGGCUCUCUACCUAUUUUCAACCGUUCACCCGAUAUUGGAAUCCUCUACUACGUACCUUCUCGUACAUCCCAACUCAUUCCGGUCCAAUUUAUGGGACGAUGUAAGCAGAAAUAAACUUAAACACACAUCAUUCUAUGGUGAUAGGUUAUGUAGGAACGAGAUGUAUCUAGGGUCAGAGAAAGAUGUGUAACAGACUCCUCGACGACAAGGGGUGACAGCCGUUGGGAAAGAAGAAGCAGAAAUACGCGCAGUGAACGAAGAAUGUUUUUACAGUUAGACGCAGUUCUCAUUGUUCGACUAGGGAAACGAGUAGUCAGCCGAGUAGUGGACGACGGCACACAAUGAACCACGACAGGCCAGGAUAGAAGAUUUGAACAAAACCCAAAGUGAAAAGUACUAGAAUGGAUUGUUGUAUUAUUAUCAUUACUAUUAUGAAAAAUGUACUAUUAUUAUAUUGGCAACUAAUUGCUAUACUGAAAAUGCGCAAAACUACGUGAUAUAAGCCAGAGCAUUAGGCGGAACAAAAAAACAGACAAACCUAAAACAUAACACUCGAAGGGGGUCCUCUUCCCGAAGUGGCGGAAAA